AGUGUGCGUGCAUAUCGCUAAUGAGCUGCUCCGCCACUGCGCAACGAUGGAGCUAUCGCAACGAUGGAGAUGACGCAAACAGACCCAGCUCCCCAAAAAAGUGUUUCAAGGCGAACAUGGCGGCAACUUAAUCGCGGUCCAAGAUGACAAUGGCCAACGAGAGAAGUGAUUUUAGGCUUUCCGGCCAGGUACGGGACAGAGCGAGCAGCCUGCGUGCAUCCGAGGCGCUCGUCGCUCUCCUUUAAGUGCAUCUGCAACGCGAGCGGCGGCGGACGCGCAGCAUCAGCACCGAGAGGCUCGCAACAGCUGGUCUCCCCGCGCCCCCGACGAGCGAACAAACCCGGGCAGGGACGACAGGGAGAGGGGGGCAUGCGGUCAAAGAGGACGCCGUUUCCCCCCGGAGAGCCAUGGAGACGCAGGAUGCGGCAGCGCGAAGCGUAAUCCUUGCGGGCGCGCUAAUUGGACCGGAGUAGCGCCGAUCGCUGCGGGCGCGAUAGAGGAGCGCCCUGGACCGGCGGAGGCACGGCACCCCACGGCUACAGAGGAGAACCGACCGGAGUCCAUCUCCCCCAAGUCAAUGAGUAUUGUGACAGAGCAGCCCCCGCGGUGGAGUCGGCCAGGGCAGCACUUUCCUAAAAUAUGACCAGGGGUGCUUGGAUGCGUCGGCAGCACGAUGGAGGCUUAAAAUACUGGUUUGCACCCCGAGAGAACGAGAAGCCAUUCACCGAGUCGGAGCGGGCCCAGAGAUGGCGACUGUCGCUGGCCUCUCUGCUCUUCAUCACCGUCCUGCUCUCUGAUCACUUGUGGUUCUGCGCCGAGGCGAAACUGACGCGGACCCGAGACAAGCGCUCCGACGAGCGGCGUGCAGUCACGGGCACGGGCGAGCACCCCAACUCCCCCCAGCGACGCCGUCCCCCACCGCCACCUCACCCCCACCGUCUCGCCGGAGAUGCUAUUUUUGUAGGGAAUUCUACCAGUCCUCUGUCGCGGAUGGACACCUGUCUGCCCGACAGCGUGUCCAAAGACUGCUUCACUUUCACGGACGCGGAGACCGUGUGCGUGGGCCUCUCCGGCGCGGGGGAGAAUGGGACACGGCUGGCGGACGUGAAUCUGAGCGAUUUGUACCUUUCUUUUUGUAAUUCCUACUCACUUUUGGAUUUGUUUUACGGGUUUACGAGUCCGGGCGACAUGAAUUGCACCCUGGAUAUGGCCAAGGGGGAGGACCUGCUGGGAUGCAGCGAGUGUGUGCGGGCUUACCAGCUUCUGGACGAGCAGGCGGAGGACAACUACCGGGAGUUUGAACUCAUGGUUCAGAAAUACGAGACGGACGCGUACUCAGUCAGGACGUGCAUGGAGGAAUGCAAGACGGUUUAUAAGCCCUGGCUGUGUUCUCAGUACUUCCAGACCACCCAGAUGCACUGCAGCAAGCGAAUCCCCUGUGGUCAGUACUGCCUGGAGGUGCAGCAGCGGUGCCCCUUCAUCCUGCCCGACAAUGAUGAUCUCAUCCAUGGAGGCAGCCCCAGUUUUAUAUGCACAGGGCUGCUGCAGGACUAUCCAUCAGGUGUGGAUCCCAAUGCAGAGUGCUGCGAUGUGCGGUGGGACUUGAAAGUGGACAACCGUUCCCGGGGGACCCUAAAAAGAACUCACCCACCAUGCCAGCACCGUACCUCUCUCAGCUCCUCGGCAGCCUGCAGACUAUGUAACAGCCGGCUCAAACUUUGCCUGCUGGUACUCGUCCUCCUACACACUGUUGCCAGUCUCACUGCAUCCUACAAUGCAACAGGACUGGGCCUCCCCGUCAUCACGUCUCUGGAGGAGAGCCCCGCCAAUGAGGAGUGAUAGAGCUUCCAGGGGGAGGCGAGACCGUCAGGGUGGGGGAUUCCCUCACCAUGGCAACCAAUGUGGAAAAAUACAGCCACAGUGGUGUGAACGGCUGGAGCUGUGUGCCUGUGGACAUUCUGCAACACUUUCUGACAAAAAGGAAAUGCAGGAUCAUUUGAGAUAAAAGACACACAAAUCAAUCAAAACGAAUAUUCGAUGAAACAGACACAGCAAGGGGCGGAACUAGGCCCUUGGGUAGUAAAAGGGGACAAUGCCACAGCCUUUGUUGAGUGGGAAGGUCGGCUUCCUCAUGGCUGAGUUUCUCUCACUACGCUUUUUUACACUGUGUUCCAAUUAUUGGUUUCUGUUGCACUGGCUGACUAUGAAAUAACAUAAUCAUAUUCUCUCUCUAAUGUUCAUCCUUUGUCUUUGUUUCUUGGUCUCUCAUACAGGACGAAAAUGCGAUCUCUAAAUAAGAUAGACGAUGUGUUAAAAAAUUAUUAGCCGCAAGUUUGCGUGUGUGCGUGCGUGUGUGUGUGUGUGUGCGUGUGUGUGUGCGUGUCAGAGAAUGCAUGUUGCAGACAUGUACCCUAAAAGUCUAAAUAACAGACUGAUGCCCCCCCCACGCUACCAGAUGUCGCUUAGCUUUGCUGUGCUGGCUUGAAAUUCACUGGGCUUUCAAUGGGGCUCUGGUUGUUGUUUCGCACAGGUUUAUGGAUUUCUCUCAUCGUUUUGCGAGAUAAUACAAUAACCUUUACAAAGUUACAAGCUCUACAAUUUGCAUCAAAAACAAGCUAACACCUGCCUGUACUGCGUAGGACAUCAGGGGAACAAAUCAUUUGUGGAGUGUCACCAAAUGAAUGUUUCAUCAAAUGAAACAAAAAACGAUAAGAUGGAAGACACACAAAAUUCAGGUUACCAUAGUUAUUUUUAGAAUAAUAUUGAUGCUUAUCAGAAGGUUUCACUCAUUUCUAGAUAAACAGAAGCAGGACACAAAUAAGGACAUUUUAUAGACAUUGGCAAAUAAUGGUUUGGGUUACCACAUGGUACAGUACUUUGUGUUGAUCAAUAUAUUCUGUUCAUUUACCACUUUUUUUAAUUCACAUGACAGUUCUUUUGACCCAGUUCAGAUUCUGGUCAUGUUUCAGCCACAUGGGUCAGCAAAGUUAACCGACUCUGGAAAUGUUCGACACAAUCAGCACAUUUAUCACCGUUGCUCCUGCUGUAGAGGUUUAUCCUAUUUUAUGUGUAUUAAAAGGUAGUAUCCAGUCAACACAAUGACCACACAAGAGGUUCUUUUGUUAAUGAUUGUGGUUAGUAAUAUACAAGUUUAUUGCAACAGAAUUUGUUGCAAAAAAAAUAAAUCAAUAUACUGUUUGUGCCUGAACCUAAACUAUUUUAAUGACUUCAGGCUUUUUUGAUUCCAGGAAACAGAUCUAAGACUGGAUACUACCUUUAGAGCUACCUUUACAGUAAACUGAAAUGUCCAUUUGGUAACGAUUAACAUGAAAUCAUGUUAAAUUCAAUAGAUAUAUGGCAUUCUCUGGCAAUCAAUACCUAUAGUAUGCAGUAAGAAUCUAAAUCCAAAACAAAUAUGAUUUGUUGGUGUUGAAAUGUUGAUCCGUUUCUUCUUUUAAUCAAAAUGUGUAAUCUAUCCUCAUUAACUGCAUGUGAAGGCUUUUUACAAUUUAUGACGGCCUCUUUUGUUAAUUGUCCUCAGCCCCACUAAAUAAGCAUAAACAGCACAUCUGCUCCGAAAUCAGCUCCUGUAGCAUGUCUUGUACUUUUUUCCUCAGAACAUGAAACUAAUCUCUCAUCAAGUAAAGGGCUUAUUAAGAUAUACAGUACAAACAUUACCAUCUACAUCCUCAGAUACAAGCAGACAAAGGUUACAAACAUGGCUCAUGUUUUUGAACGCUUGAGUGGCUGUUACAGAAACAAAUUCAGAGAUAAAGACAUGACAUCGUUUGGUACAGCACUAAUAGUAAAACCCGAUAAUCAUCUAAGUCAGCUGACAUUAUGUUUUUUCUUCAAAACGUUAACCAGCGUACGACAGGAAAGGAAGCGGUGUGACUUUAAGGGCUGACUUCUUUAGUUUUUACUUUGUGUCUUUUUAAUGAACACAGCUGUGACAUGAGCUAUUCGAAGACAGACAGAUGUUGCUGAAUGCAUUUUUUUCCACUCUGAGUAUGUUGAUUACUUAAAUGAGAUGUCCAAAUCAAUAUGAUGUCAAGAAUUUUACUACACAGCUUAUAUGAGGAUUUAAAUCACUGCAUUAUCCACUUCAUUGAUGUAUAUUUGUUUUACUUUGACACUGAUGCCACUUAGACCCAAUGUUACCACUUAUGCUUGCAUUAAAUACAGAACCACUCAUUGUCAUUCAGCACAACACACCCAUGCCCGUCUUGGACCACAUUCAGAGGUAGAAACAUGCUGCUAUACUAUUGGCCACCAGUAGAUGGAGAUAUUUGUAUUCUUUUAUAUUGUUACUGCUGCUGAAGACCUACACAGAUACACAGGAAUCAGGAAAGCUGGGUUCUGAAAGAUAAAGCAAUGUUUAUGUGUGUGUGGAUAAGACAUGUGUGUGUACAUCUGUGUGCAUGCAUAUGCGGGGAUGUGUGUUUGUCUUUGUCACUAGUGCUGUCUCCUCUGCAGAGCUCAUUCAUGUUGCAGUGACCUUGGGCCCUGCAGGACAGGUGUGGCUAACCUACACUGUCUUUAGACCCACAAGGGAUUGUGGGUAGUAGUCGCACUGCUGCCCUAAAGCUGCACGUAGUAUGUUAUGAAAUCAAUUUACUGCACAAUGUGUAACCAACCCGAACUCAAAACAGACAGAGCUAUGUUUUUCCUGAACAUGUCUUACAGAACACAUCCUCAGCUGGUGUCUGAAAGGUGGUGAAAGAUGUCGAGAAUGAUGAAAAGAACCCACGGUUACUGAAGUGGACAGACAUGUUAACCUGGUGCCAAAUCAAGCCUUGAAACGAGUAACAUAUCUGCUCCAUAUCUGACACGACACAGCUUUUCAGCAGGAAACAGGAGGGGAACAGGGUCUGUCAUAGAAAGGUGCCAUAAAAGCCUCAUCACCACAGCGAGUAAUCUAUUGAAGACAGGUGAAACCAUUCUGCGCAUCAUGACAGCAGUAGUGCUGUGAUGUCACAUCCAUCACAAACCAACUGUUGGACAUGUUCAUACAACAAAAACUGCAUUCAAACGUCAUGCAGAGGCCAUGUCUGCUUUACACGCAGUAACGCAUCCUCACCGUGGUUGCAUGGGUGUAAAUGCUGUGCACGUGUGUGUUCUUCUCAUCUCUUCAGACACAUUUGCAGCAUCAGACGUGUGUGUGCGCGUGCAAGAUUUCUUCCAAACAAUAAUAGAAUUAGAGUUAACGUAAAUCACUGAUUUGACUUUUUUUGGUAAUGCAGGCAUGCACGCAACAAUUACUCUGCUGUAGAUUUUAUUUUAUGAAUUUGUGUGUUCUGGUUUGUCUGUUGUUUACUGCAUUAUACCAAGAAGACAUUUGUAGGGUCCUACACAGUAGAUUCAGUCUAGCUCCCUGACAAUGGUCUGUAGCAGUCGUAGGGUAUGGUCUGUCACGUUCUAUAACACACCGACCUACAAAAACAUUUUGUGUUCCGCCCCUGCACUUAUAGACUAUGCCCUGACCCCUGUGCACCUGCCACCAAAUGUUAUGUACACAAAUAUUUUCCUGUCUCACUCCUUUUCAGCCUCUUUGUUUUCACAAUAGUUCUGUUCUCUAUCCUGUGGAUCUAUGCAGAAACAUUCCCUUUUUGGUUGUAAAUAUGUUCCCUGGUAUGCUGAACACUGUAUGUCUUUACGUCCAUGUUUUCAUGUGCAUUUUGAGUUGAUGUCAUGCUGUUUUUAUCUUCUUAUCUAAUUCCUUUUGUAUUUUCAGCGUCUGAAAUCACUGAUGUUAAAAGAGAAUGUGGUGAGAAUUAACCAAUAGACUUGUCCUCAGCUUCGCAACCUUAUUGUGAAGGUUGUGGUUCUGUGUGCGUGAGAAGGAGAAAGAUUUAUGAUAUAGAAAUAAAAGAGGGUUCAAAGGCAUAUAGUAUCAUAAAAGUUAUAAUUAUUAUGAUUACUAUUAUACUACCAGUAUAUUGUAAUAUUAUAGAUGCUUUAGUUCAAGUAACUUCUUUAAUUUUUUUACAAACGACUUUGAUGAAAUGAUUUAUAAAACAGUCUCACAAGUCAUGAUCUUUUCAAAAAGUAUGAAAACUACUGCUACAAUGAUUCAAAUUGUGUUCUGAUUAAAUAAAAUACAGACAUAUAA
Betta splendens (Siamese fighting fish) is the source of this 6112-nucleotide messenger RNA. It is a transcript of the gene nalf1b, whose product is annotated as NALCN channel auxiliary factor 1. Bases 640 to 1839 code for a protein of 399 amino acids. Gene Ontology annotation, molecular function: stretch-activated, monoatomic cation-selective, calcium channel activity. Gene Ontology annotation, cellular component: plasma membrane. Gene Ontology annotation, biological process: calcium ion import across plasma membrane. The record is from RefSeq and is a predicted model, not a curated record. The transcript has 3 exons. Lineage: Eukaryota; Metazoa; Chordata; Actinopteri; Anabantiformes; Osphronemidae.